Molecule: messenger RNA, 12828 nt
Organism: Macrobrachium nipponense
Lineage: Eukaryota; Metazoa; Arthropoda; Malacostraca; Decapoda; Palaemonidae
Exons: 16
Coding region: 130-11562 (3810 amino acids)
Molecular function (GO): protein dimerization activity
Source: RefSeq, a predicted model, not a curated record
GUUUUCCGUAGUAGUCACAGCGCAUGCGUCAAUCGCCAUGUUAUUAUUGCCUCGUGAGGUGGACAAUGUGUGAAUGACAUUCGCCGAAAUGUUAUCGUGAUACUUAUUUAUAGGAAAGUGGAAUGAAUCAUGAGUGACUCAGAUGGUAUUGGUAGCCCUGGCCGUCAGAGAAGAUCAUCAGAAAGGAGUAGAGAAAACAUUAGGGAGUACGUUAAACUUUUAGGGAAAAAAGUCCCAGAUGUUUCCCCAGACAGCAAGUCUCCCAUUUCAGCGUCGGGUGAAAAAUCCCCUUUGAGGGGUUCCCCAUCAAAGUCUUCACCCGAGGAGGAAAAAAAAGGUUCUCCAAAAGUUAGAAGAAAUUUAUGGGGUUGUGCAAAAAGUCACGAAAAAGACAAAGAAGUUGAAUCCAUCAAAAAGGAAUCUCAUUCAUUGAGUGAAAAGAAGGAUGAGGAGAAAGGAGAAUCGCGUGCAAGUAAGAUUACACUCGGUAAGGAUCAGUCUGCCAAGGGAAAUCUUGAUAAUACUAGUGCAAUAGGAGAGAAGGGUACUAAGUUGCAGAAAGGUGAACGAAGAUCAUCAAGUGAUAGUAAAAAAACUCCCAUAAAGGUAGACAAAAUUGAGGAAAGCAGUGACGAUUCUCCCCCGGAUCUUGUUUUGUUUCUGAAAGAAGGACGUGGCAGAACCCAGAACUGGUCUGAGCCUCCAACUCUUGAUGCUGAAAGUAUAGCAACUAGAAGUAGAACUAGAGUGCCAGCUGACCUUAGUUUACAAUUUGUAAAGAAAGUAAAACCUCAAGAUAAUGUGAAAGUAAAAGGAAAAGAGUUGAAGAAAGAGAUCAAGAAAGAAAAGUCAAAAGUUUUGGAAACCCCUGAGUCUUUGAAAAGAUUGGCUCAAAGUAUUCCUUUGAAAGAGUCUAGGAGGAGUUCAAUCUCACAAGAAAAUGAAUGCACAAAAAACGUUACUAGUGGGAAGGGAAAAACGAAAGUUGCAUCAGUUAAGGAAUGUGGUAACAGUAAAGGUAAAAGAGAUGAUAGUGAAAAUUCCAUCGAUGAGAAGGGCAAGGUAAACACUAGGACACGUUUAACGAGGAAGGAUAGUAGUUCUUCCCUGUCUGAUACCCCUGGAAGUGAUCUAACUGAGGACAAGGUUGGUGUCCUUAAAAGAGGCCAGCAUAUAAAAAAAAACGUUACAGACGGUGGCAAAGCCCAUAAGGAGAAUGCUACAGUUAAUGCUAGUGGCGAAGCUGCUAAGGAAGGAGCUAUUGGCGUAGCUGCUAAGGAAGGAAGUGAUGAUGAUCAGAUAGUCAUCAAGAAAAAGGAAGAAGGUAAUGGUAGUGUCAAAGGAAUUGAUCAGGAUGAAAAGAAAAGUGAAUGCAAGAUUAAAUGUGCAGUCAGGUCAUCUGCUGGGGUAAAAAUGCCAGAGGAAGUAUCUUCCGGAGCAACACUUACACCAAUGAAAAUUAAAAAGCUCACCUUUUUACCAGAGAAGAAAAUCUUUGAGAAGGAACCAGCUAAAAUCGAAAUGAAAGCAGCUAGUGAAACUGGGAAAAUUUCUGAAGAUAAAAGUUGUAAAAGUGCUGAGGGAGAUGUUGAGAAGGGUGAGGCUUCAAAAGAUAGUGGAGUACAAGAGGAAGCUGAAAAAAGAGCAGAAAUAAGAAUUACUAGGCGUAUAAUAAAGCCCUCAAGUUCUAGUGAAGAGGCAGUUAAUAAUCAGGGGACAGUUUUAAUUCCUACAUUACCAAUUGCAGAGAGGUGUUCUGUCACAUUAGAAAGUGAACAGGAGAAGCAGGCACCUGUUAAGGUAUCCAAUCUUGUUACCAUUGCUGCUGCUAACCCAGGAAAUGGAGCUCCUGUACGUUAUAGAAAAAUACACAUAAAAAUCCCAAGCCUACAGCAGAGUCAAGCUAACAAAAUUGAAAGUCCCAUUUUUAUAGGGAACACAGAAGUAAUGACAUUUAAAGGAGAAUCUACUAGUCAGAUAUCUCAGAUAACAACUAAGGAAGUAAAGGCUAAGCAAGCCACUGAAGAGAAAGUUUUGUCUACCCCAGAAAAGACAGCGCCUCAUAAUAAUAGUGGCCUUUCUGAUUCUGACUUUUCGCUGCGAUUGAGUCCCACACCACAAAAGGUUACUCUUUAUGACUUAACAGAUAUUGAAGCUGAAGAGGUUGUAGUUGGAGAUGGAGGAAGUUCUUCAGAGUCCAGUUUGCCAGGGUCAGGUAAAGAAUCUGAAAGUAGUGUAAUGAUGGAUCAAGUGCCUCAGCAACAACAGUCUCAGGAUCUGAAUCUCUUGUCAAAUGAAGUUUUAGAUUCAAGUAGUGAGGAUGAUUCUUCAAAAUCAGGGGAAGGUCUGAGCACUUUAAAAAAGAAUCUUCUAUUGUCCCCAGAAGGCAAAGUAGCUCUUGACCAUUCUUACUCUUCAGGGACUAGUGAAGGUAGUAAAGGUUCUUCAAGUACCAAAAAGAAGUCUCCCGUGUCUCAUGAAAAGACACUUUCGCCUCGACCUGUGUAUAGCAGUGCAAGCUUAGCCAAGCGACCUUUAGACAUCAUGAUGCACAAUGAUAAGAUUAAUAUUUUGAGACAAAUGAGUCAGAUUUUUAACAAUGAAAAGCCAAACGAGGAUGAUGAUGAGUCAGAAGAAGAUGGUAAGUCUGAGGGAAAAGACUUGGCCCUGGGUGUUAAAAACCGGUGUGUUCCAAUGAAAGGAGAUAGCUCAAAAAACAGAAUGAUAAAAAGCCAAAGUAGACAAUUAGUAAGCAUUAAAUCAUCUGCAUCAUAUGUUCUUACUCCUGAGAAGUCCUUAGUCAAAUCGCCCAGCAAAGUUCUUCUAGUGGAGCCAUCACCAUCUUAUGUGAAAGAUCUUCAGAAAGAUUUCAAUAAUGUCUCCAACAGUAAAAAUCAAGAAUCCCAGAAGCGAGAUGGAGUCAAAGAUGAUCAAGGAAAGUCACACAGUAAACAGAUAAAAGAUCAGGAUGCUUCUAAGAAAGAGUCAGAAGUUGGAGGGGUUCAAGAAAUGAAUCAGAAGGAAGGAAAGAAAGUAGAAAAGAUACUUGAGAAAGUAACAGAGGGUGUUAAAGCUAAGAAAACGAUAGAAAAUGUUAAGAUUACUAAAGACGUAAAUUCAUAUAAAAAAGUUGUUUCUACUUCAAUAGAGACUCCAGGUACACUUAAAAAGGAUAUUGUUAAUCAAAAGCCCCAAGAUUCGUGUAAAAAGAGUGAAAAACACAAGGUCGUCGAAGAAGCGUCCAAGAAGAACGCAGUAAAUUUGAACAAGGAACAGUCUUCAACAAAGAAAGACACUCUUCAGUCUCUUCAACAAAAGGUCCUGGAAGAUAAUGUAGAAAAGAGCAACAAAAAGCAAGAGAAGGAAGAUCUGAAAGAGAGUAGUAAAGAAGCAGAUCACUCCGAUGUGCCAAAGGAAGAUAAGGGGAUGCCAGACAAAAUAGAAACAGCCCAAAAAUCUUAUACUAAUCUUAGUGAUAAAAAUUCAGUAGGUAAAAUUUCUUCAUGUUUAAAUAAUGAUGAAAAAGUGUUGUGUCUCAAGGAGGGAACUGAAAUUCCUAAAAGUGAUGAAGAACUUGCACCAUUAUCAUCAGGAAAAUCAGAUGUAGUGAAGAAAAUAGAAGCUAGCAGUGUAGUACCAAAGGUAUUUUUAAGUCCAAUCAAAGGAGAACCGUUCAUUGGUUUUCCAGAUAAAAUCCCAAAAGUUCAUCAUGUGUCAUCCUAUGCAACUUCAUUGAAUGAGAAUAUUCAAGUAGAAAGCAGCACUGGACCAAAAGGAGAAGCUAUUGAUAUUAUAGAUGGCUUUACAUUUAUAUCAUUUAAUACUGAGGAAGAAAUGAUGAAAUAUUCAAGAAGAGGAUACAAUAAAGCGCAGAAAACAUUCAGACGACUCAGGAAGAAGAAAGGAAAAGCCAGAAAGUUCUCCAGAAUUAAGAGGCACAGCACCCUUGUGCAAAAGAGCACCACAAGCAGCACUGCAGCAGAACGCCCCCGUAGAGAAACUCAAGGUCAUCCAGGAGAACGAUCUGCUGAACAGUCAAGUGCUUUUGCAAGCAAUGAUUUGGACGCUUUUUUGGACAACUGUUCGCGAUUGAAUAUCAGCUAUGCAAUUCCUAAGUGCAAAGCGACUGAGGAUGGUGUGACUAAAAUUACUGAUGAGUUCCUUGAAGAAGAUGGGAAGAAACCUAGUCAUGCAGAGGAGCAGAAUAUUAGGCCCUCCUUCCCAGAUCAUGCUACCAUGCCUCAAGAAGACCAAUCAGCUGUUGCACCACAAAAUGAUGAUGCUGCAUCAGAUCCAGUACAGCAGUAUGAAGAAGUUAAUGCCAUUGAUAUUUUGUAUCCCAAAGAAAAAUACAAGUACUAUUAUAACAAAGAACUUUGUAAGGAAUCAAAAGGAGAUGGAUCUACUCUCUUUGUUCAUAGAGCUGGACAGCUUGUGCCCCUCACUAGUGUAUUCAAAACUCAGAAGGCAGCACCAUCCGUUCCUGUCUCACGGAAAACUGUCGAAUUGAUUUAUAUAUAUGAUGGGGGAAAACUGCUGACACUUGGCGGCUCUCUAACAAAGAUUAACCCCUCUAAUUCAGAUUCAGUCCGGGCAAGAGUUGUAUUACCAAUGGGAAUUCCAUGUAUACCCAAAGGUCAGAUUGUAGAUUCUAGCAAAAAACAGGUUAAAGCAGUUGAAAUAAAUGAAGAUAUGGCUAAAUUUGCACUGUCAGCAUUGCAAGAGCCUUUUUGUAAAGAAAGUGAUGGAAAGGAUUCAAUGCCAGCAUCCUCCCAGGCAUCAGCAGUACCUGUAGAAAAAGACUGUGAAAAAAGUGACUCCAAAGAAAAAGAAAAAUCUGAAGACAAGAAGAAAGGGAAGAAGUGGCCAAAACUGCCUGUCAAGCCAAAUAAGUCAAAUAUUUUAGAUAUCAUUGCUGCCAAGUUGGCAAUGUCUGAAGAUGAAAGUGAUGAAAAAGAUGAAGCCGAAGAAAGUAAAGAGGACGAUGUUAAGAUGGAAGCUGAUAAAAGUAAAUCUAAUUCACCAGACACUAUAGAGAAGGAUAAUCGAGAUACGGAAGAGGGGGAUAAGAAAAAAGACAAACCUCAGACAAGCGAAGAAGUCAGCAAAGACAUUAAGGUACCUGAUGAAAGUAGUGAUUUGAAAAUCCUGAAGGAAGAUCUUGAGAUGAGCUCCCAUAAAGAUGAACCUGUUGGUGAAGGAAAGAGUACAAUCAGUAGUGCUUUAAAAGAUGAGAAGGCUGAAGAAAUGGAUACCAAAGAAGGAGCGGGGAACAGUAAGGAUUGCAAGUGGACAAAUCUAAAGGCAGAAAAUUGUAAUGAUGAGGUGAAAGAAGAGAAGAAAAACAUCGAAGUAGUAACAAAGGCAGAUGCAGAGGACUCAAAGGAAUCUCCUCUCAUGUCAGACCAAAAGGAACAAGGUGGCAGGGAUGAGGACAAAGAAGACACCUCUUCAAAGGAUCAUCAGGAAAGUGAUAAGACAGAUGAGGCAAAUUUAAAAGAUAUGAAAGUUCAGAAAGAAGUUAAAGAUAAAGUAGCAUCCUUGGAUGAAAAGCCACCUUUGGAGUCUGAGAAAAAUGAGGCUAAAGAAGAAAUUGAGCCGUUAAAGUCCUCUGAUAGUGAUACAAAGUUGUCAGCCUCACAGAGUGAAGUAUCUGAAGGAAUCGGUGAAAGGAAAGAUGAUGAAUCAAGCUCUGAUACUGCUGAUAGUGGAGAGAAGGCAGUCAAUGGAUUAACAGCUAACAAGAGUAAGGUCUUCAAGAAAAAUAUGUACAGAUUUCCGUCACUUUCUAGGGAAAUGAAACGUCUCAGCAUGAAUUUUGUGAACUAUGUUGGUGAGACCAUAGAACAACCAGAGCCUGUGAAAAUAGAUCCAAAUGCUACCUGCAAAAAUGACUUCUGUAAACUGGGAUGUGUGUGUGAAACCCUCCUUUGCACUAGAAAAGAUCCAGAACAUUGUGGCCGGAUUGAGUGCAUGUUUGAAUGUACUUGCCGAGAUGAAAGUUGGAAGCACCCGGUAUCUGGAUCUGGGCGAACUAUGAAUGCUGUCUCAAUAUUCAAUGUAGAUCGAGAGCAAAUGGAAGGUUUAGCAGUUAGAGAGAAGGACUUCAGAAGAACUGUCAUUCAAACUGGGUCAGAGGUUAUUUUGGUGGGUGCAGAACGGAAAAAGAGAGAACGUCGAUUACCUGAUCGCUUCAAGGACUCUGCCAUGUGGUCUGGCAGUGAUUAUGUAACACUUGAUACAGCUGAAGUUGAGGCACCAACUGUUAAAGAAGAAUAUCCAAGCAUCCCUCUCCAUGAGGCAGCCAAGUACAUAAAAAAGUGCAGUGUGAAAGUUCCUUGGUAUGAUAUAAAAGGUAUAAGUGUAUGGUGUAUGGCUCAUUCGUGUUAUGACUGCAAAUGCUUCACUGAUCCUUCUUUCCCUGCUUCAAGUGAUGAAAUAUCAUAUAUGGUUCCUUUGGAAGAAACAUCAAGUGCUGAGACCAAAGUCAGUGUGGACCAAGUCAGAGUGAAGGAAGAGCCAUGUUUAGAGCCUAGUUGUGUUGUGGUAAAUAUAGAUGUGAAUAAUGUACAAGCUCGUAGAAGAUACUGUUGGCGACUGAAGGAGUGGUAUCAUCCAGUAGAAAAUCAUAGCUCAAGGACAUGUGGAUACUCCAGUUCAAAGAAACGCCUCUGUGAGGAAACGAAGCAACUAACCAUCACAGGCCAGUCAUCUCAGGAAAACUCACCAGAACAGUUAGUAGAAAGUGUGGUGCGUUCCUUGAGGUAUGAAAAGUCAAAAGAAUACUCUCAAGGUGGUAUUGUUCUCCCAUACUAUGACACAUUUGGAGGGGUUUCUCCUGCCAAAUUGAAGAAGAUUGUGCAUUUACAAAACAGAAACAGUGUGGAAGGUAUCAAGUCUGAGAACUCAACCGAGUCUGUACCAGUGGUUGAUCUUACCUCAGAAAUUGUAGAAGAGAGUAAGGAUUCUGCAGGUUUCAAGACACAGAUACUCAAACCUCUUUCAAAACCAGAAGACAGUGUGAGAAAGCGUUCUUCCUCGUUUGAAGGUAAAAGUGCUAUGUUAGUGAAGAAAAGGCGGUUGACAGAGCCUGAGGAUGUAAGUGAAACCACAAAAUUGACCAAGAUUGGUGAUGUUGCUAAGAAACCAGAACCAUCUAAGAAUGCGGAUAAUAUUAAGCAAACUGCAGAUAUUAUUAGUGAGCAAGAUGAGAAAACAUCUCUUGUUGCUGAUAAGGAAUUGUUGAAAAAGAAAAAAGAGGGAGCUGAAAGUAAUGAAACUGUUUCUUCGGCCCGUAGGCCGUUGUCAUUAGUGGAGAUGAUGGUCGCGGAGGAAAAGAGAGGAGAAUUGGAACUUGACCUCUCUGAUAAAACACCAGGAAAUGCACUGCUUGUUGCAGAAAGUCGGUUUAGGAAGUUGAUAAACAUGAACAUAAUAGGAGUCAUUGGGAUUAAUAAAGCUGGAAGGUGUAUAAUCAGCACUGUGGAUUCAGCAAUGUGUUUGAGAACAAUGACUAGCAUCCACACCAUGAUAAGUAACAAUGCCCUGGAUGUUGGACCAAAUAUGCGUGAAAUUUUCUUUCCUGCGGCUCAUGCUGCUCCAAGGCAAAGGUUUGUAAUGAUACGUUGUGAUGGUAUGAAGAAAUGGGAAAUAGUUGGUGUCGUGCAAAAGAAGGGAGCUUUAGGAUUUACAAAGAAGUCUUCAGAGCAGAAGAACAAAUCAUCUUCACCUCAGAAAGUGGCUCCAGCUCAGCCACAAGUAAUUGAUUUAGAAGAUGAAGAAGAACAAAGCAGCACAAAGAUGAACAAAACUGAUGUAGUUGAAUUAUCUCUGAAGGAUAUUUCCCCGGCAGAUGAACUAGAAUCGUGUAUUGAAAGGAGCAAUGGCAGCUGGGAAGGAAGCUUUCCACAGAUUGCAAGCGUCCAAGGAGCAUCAGAUGUUCAUAUUCCUGGUGCUGAGGGUCUAAUUAGUACAGAUGCAGUAGAUAACUUUGAGAUUGUGUCAACUGAUGUAGGUACUGGGGCAGUUGAAGAGACUUCAAGCCCUGUAACAUCACUGCCUAACCUGAUUCCUUUGACACAGAAUCCUACCGACCAGUUAUCUGUGGAAAAACCAGCAUCAGCAACAGACAAAUUGCCUGUGAUGGCUUCCAAGUCCCCUGGUGGGAAUUCUCCAACUUCCGUAGUUGACUUAGAAAAGACUAACUCAGAAAAAUCUACUAGUGCAGUUUCAAGCACUGUUCCUGUUGCCAGUUCUCCUCAGCUAUAUUUUCUACCUACAGUGUACAGUAGCAGUACUACUGCAGUUACAGCUAACUUUUCCUCUUCUCCUAUUACAAGCGUUUCUGGAAUGAGAAUGAUUAAACUAAAUCAGUCUAGUGCUAAAGUUUUUGGUGAACCUUCAGGAAAUUCAUUUUUGCCUCUGACCCCAAUUUCCUAUCAGUCUUCGCAGUCUGCUGUGACUGGAGCUCCUCCCUUGUAUGCAGCAAGCCCAUUGUUACCAAAGUUAACAACUACAACUACAUCAACAUCAAGUGUGCCAUCUAACUCAAGCCUUGAAAAUGUUGUUGUUUGUCCGGUCAGUGAUGCAAAGCGAAUUGGGCUAUCCUCUGUAUUCAGGCCUUUGGAUGCUCAGAAGUCUGCAGAUCAUGUUACUCCUGUUCCAACCAAUACCCAAGGUUUUCAGAGACCACUGUAUUUUGCACCAAAUCCAGGAGGAAUGCCAAGGAUGGUUUUAAUGCCUCCUCACAAAGGUGUGCCACCACAAAUGUUGUCACCAAAUACCAGCAAGAAUCAAGAUGUUCAGUUUAAAAGGAUGUUGCUUGUGCCAUCAACUACAGAAAGUGGCAGAAUGGUUCUCAUUUCUGUGCCAACUACUGUAGCUAAUGAACCUUCUGUUAGUGGGGGAGAGGAAGGAACAGGGAUUGUUAGCUUAAGUAGUUCCAGCAAGGCACCUACAACUGAUUCUUCAGUGGAGCAAGGAUCCAACUCAGAUGUACAAAUCUUAUCAACUGUGAAACCUUCAGUGUUGCCUCCACCUCCACCUUUACGUAACAUGUCAAGUGCUGGUAAAAGAGAGAAGGUGACAGACAGUACAUGUGAUGAUGUUGUUAUAUUAAAUGCACCUGCAAAUAACACCCUGACUAUUUCGAAAGUUGAAAGUUUGUCUCAGGGAAAAGUUCCUGGUUCUAGUUCCUCAGCUCAGGUAUUGCCUACCAGCAAUAGCAGUACCAGAGUAGCAGCUACUACUAUGGUCAUGUCUUCUACAACGAUAUCUAGUACUUUACCUCUACUAACACCAAGUAGUUACACAGAAGCCAUUAGUAAGGAAAAAGAUGAUGGUCAGUCAUUACCUGUCAAGUCAUCUAGUGAUGUGUCUGUGAGAGAAAAAGCUACAGAGAAAAAUAAGGCUGCAGAGCCUUCAACCUCAGGAGUCUCUACAGACAACCCCAUCAUUGAAUAUGAAACAAUAAGAUCUCCUGAGAAGAGAGUCAAGUGUGAUGAGGAUCUCAAGAAAAGUCCCACAAUAAAGGAAACAAAGAAAGAUACUGUUAAUGAAGGGUCAGAUGAUAUUCAAGAACUCAAGGUUACCCCUCCUCAAAUAAAGAAGGGUGGACAUCAUUGGAGUGCAGUUGACCUUUCUCUGUCUUUCAAAAGUGUUAAAUUAGAGUGGCUUUUGGGAACUAUUAGGCAAAAUGUUUUGGUGAAUAUAUAUCGAUUGUCUUUAAAAACUCAGUCGCCUGUUACUUUAAGUGUUAAAAAUGGUACAUCAAUGUCCACAUUGUAUGGCUUAGCUCGUAAGUCAUAUUUUGAUCCUGUGGAACAAAAGUGUUUGCCUGUGUUGAUAUUAGGGUCAGUCAUGUCAGCAGUAACUAGUUCUGCCUCUACUGAUGAUUCCAUGUUAUUUAAAGCUAAUGCAAUCAAGUAUUUUAUUAGGGAAAACACAGGCGAAUUGGCUUCAUAUACUUAUGAUAACAGUGGUAAAAGUCUCAUUAAAUUAGCUUCUAAAAAACGUGCUGCGACAGGAGAAAUGAUUGGCAUCGGUGAAACAAUUUCCUUGCAUUCUGUAAGAGAUGCAAAGUAUUCAGGAAGUUCACAGACACCAGUUAAAAAUAAUGAUAGUAGUAAAGUCUCUCAGAGUAGUGAUUGCAGUUGUAUAACAGCUGGGAACUUCAUAUGCCUUGGGCAUAAAACUGCAGAUAAUGAAAAGCCUCCAGUUUCAGAAGCUUCACGUUCCCAAGGUGUGUGUGAUUCUUUAGACGAGAAGUCCUCUAGUCAAGGGUCAGUUAUCAAUAGUGUGCAACCUAAUGACCAGCAGAUGAAAAGUGAAAGUAGUGAUCAGAAGACUCUCAGUAGUAAAAGUUUAAAACAAAGUGAACCAGAAUCCAUUCCAAGCCAAGCAAUAGAAACGAGUAGUAAUAUUGUUGAAUCAUCUCAAAUUAGUAAAAACUUGGAAAAUGCUGCAACUUUGCAAUCUUCCAACCCUGACUGUGAGAUUGUUUGUGUCAAAAGUUCGAACACACAAAAUUUGGCUGUUGAAAACAAGUUGUCGACCUCAGAAUGGCCAAAUACUAAAUCAAAACAAAAUGACCAGCGUGCAGUUGAAAGUGAAGACGUUAUUGACAUUGAAGGAUUUUGUGAUGAAGAUUCUAUAAUAACCAGCUUGCGUGAUCAGAUGGUGGGGCUAAAUAAAAUGAUGGGAUUAGGAAAAUCAGAGAAACCAAUGAUGUCAAGUAACCAUGGUGUAGAGAAUGUACUUGAUAUGCCUGUGCUACCUCCCUGCUCUGAUGUUCCUCCACAAAUUCCUGCUCCUUCCUUUGCUACAGCUGUUGACAGACUAACAUUUUGUGCCUCUGAUAAUAAGCAGGGUUUCAAGAAAAGGAAAGAAAGUGGAUUUGAUCGACCAUGCCCUCUUUCUCGGAAGAAAGGCAAAGAAGCAGUAUCUCAGAUGAGAAAAAGCAGUACACUUUUCCCUGCUAAACCAAAGGACGUUGACACCCGCCAGCGUGUUCCUCUUCAGUUGGCCCAAGUUAAAGCAACAGAUGUACCAGAUUCCCAUACGACAGUGGAUGAUAGUCAUCCAGGACCCUCAGGGGUGGGAACCAGUCAGAAACAAAAGUCAAGUUGGCUAGGACCCUCAGUACAAAAACUUCAGAGAAGGGAACAGAGAAUUGUUGAUAUAGAGGGUACAGAAGAGAGAAGCACUUUAGUCCACAAUGAACUGGAGAGAAUGAGAAGAAGGGCUUUGAGAGUUCUGUUUCUGAACCUUGGGAAUGCCAUUAGUCACUGUGAAAAGGAUCCUUCUGGUAAUUGUUAUAAGGCUCAGUCGAAGGCUUUUAUUCUGAAGAAGGCAUCAGAGGUAGCUCAGAAUCUGCUACACCAGUCAUUAAAACUGAACAAGUUAGAGAUGUAUUAUCGAAGAGAAAGAAGUAAACUUAUUCAGAAGUUGGCGUCUGCAAUAAGAGAUAAGGAUGAAGAUGUGAAGAAAGGGUGGAAGUCCUGGGUUGAAGAGCAUAUGAAAAACCCAUCAGCCAAAGAGGUUAGUUUGACUGAAUGUUUGUGAAUGAACCUUCAUAUGGUCUUGUCCGAUGAUGAAUACUGUAGAAUAUAUAAACCUUAUACUCACUAGUAGAGCCAAAGUGAUGGCAAAAAGGGACAGAUGAUGGAUAAUUGCUUAUUUUACCCACACACAUUCUUGAAGCAGUAAGAAUAAAGAAAAAUAUUCAGCCUAUUUCAGUCAUUCAUGGGAAAUAUUCAGUAGAAAGUAGGUUAGUGCAUUCCAUUUACUGUAAAUUGUCCAGAUUACAACAGGUAACUUAGUCACAUGAGGCAGACCUAUAUUUUUUGGGGGUGUCAUUUUGUGGGCUCAUAACCAGUUCUGGAGUUUGUUGCUCCUGGAAUCUCUAGUGAGUAUAUUACAAUGGACCACACUCAGCAAAUGAAAAAAACAAAAAAAACUGGCACUCAUCAAACCAGGGAAAUCCUUUGUGACCACAGUACCAAGCUGAACCACCUCUAUUUAAAAUUUAUCACUGGAACAUGAGCUACUGUAAUCCAGGAAUCAACCAGAUGUAGAUGGGCUAGUUUUCCAACAAAACCAUACCCCUGGAAGCUUAUUUUACGCUCGGGAAGAGGUCACUUAAUUUGAUAUUCAUUUCUUCUCUCUCAACUUUAUCACGUUCAAGAAUUCAGUACAGAUAUGCCCCUAGUUACAAUGGGGUAACAUUACAAUGACCCUAUUGUUACUUGAAAAAAAUACAUAGAUAAAUAAAGAAUGUCUAAAUUAUCAUAGCCUACACUGGUAUACAGUACAAUCCAUACAUAUAGCCUACAUUAUACAGUAUACUUUAUACCCACGUAUAUGGUAUAAUUAUUAAUUUCGGCUGGUACUGAGGUUCAGUGCAGAAUGACUCAUGAUAAUUCAGUACUAACUGAAACCAGAAGCUGAUGUGUACUCUACUUGGGGGUUUUUCACCAAGAUUCAGUCUAUUGUCGGCAUGAACAGUGUCAGGCUGUUGACGGCUACGUAUAACUGAAAAUCGGAAGAGGAGGAUAAUAAGCAGCAGAAUCAUUAAUUCGCUCCUCUUCAUCUUGUAUUUCUUAGGCUGUUAGUUCUGGUGUUACAGGGUGUAGGAUUUAGAGGAAAGAGCUGUUACGAGAAGUAGAGGGUCGAGGCUCAAUUGUGGUGGAAGGCGAUGCCAUUGGAGUGGGUUUUUUUGUUUUUUGUAAAUGACUCUAUAACCUGAAAUAGUCUUGAAGUGCUCUCUCAAUUUUGGUCAAUCUUUUCAUGUUCACAUCCAUUUGACUGAAAAGUUAUUAAUUCUGCAAC